Poecilia reticulata (guppy) is the source of this 1272-nucleotide messenger RNA. The record is from RefSeq and is a predicted model, not a curated record. NCBI's taxonomy places the organism in Eukaryota, Metazoa, Chordata, Actinopteri, Cyprinodontiformes, Poeciliidae.
CAUGAAGAUCACUAGUAUAGAUAUUUAUUAUUUUUACAAACAUCGAGAUUAAACUGGUUGAGACUUUAAGCCGUUAUCUCUGACUUCCUGGUAAAGGAGGCGGAGCUUCUGGGAAAAUAUCGGGUUGAUCCAAGUUUACACAAAAUAAACGUGUUUUCACCAACUGUAAUUAUAAGUUUAAUGACAUUUAAUGAAAGCUUGGAGACGAUGUGGUCCGCAGCACAGUUCAAUAAAACAAAUGUUUCCUCUUCUACAGACAUCACGGGUUACUCUGAACAGAACGUCUCUCUGCCAUGUACAACUACUGAGAACAAACCCGUCGUUGCUGUGGAGUGGAUCAGAACCGAUCUGCAGGAUGAGUUUGUUCUUCUGUACAGAGACGAUCAGAUUGAUCCAGAAAACCAGCACCCGUCAUUCAAGAACCGAGUGGAUCUGGCAGACAGACGGAUGAAGGAUGGAGACGUCUCUCUGGUUCUGAUGAACCUGACGACUAACGAUACCGGGACAUAUGAAUGUCGAGUUCAGAGUGAAGGAAGCCUGGAUGCUAAACUGAUCAGAACCAUCAACCUGCAGGUUUCUCUUCAUCCUCCUCCAGGGGACAAGAACUCAGCGAACCAGGUUGGAUCCAUUGGACUGAUGGUUGGUCUGAUUUUAUCUCUGCUGCUGCUGGUGUUUUAUUUCUAACCUAUAGAAAACAACCUGCUUGCUUAAGGAAGAAAACCUCAGAUUCUCCAGUUGAUCUAUAGAUGAAUCAAUGUCUUAAUUCUGUGGACAUAAUUUGCAUCAGAUUAUUGCUGCUGUUUUCUAAUCUAUCAGCAUGAACUGAUUUCCUCCUGCAGUCUGUUUCCUCUCUGUUCUGAUGGUUCAAUCAAUCACAGCAGAUCAACCUCUGAUCUCAUCAAUCAUGACUUAAUUAUUAUAAAACAACUUUACCUGAACCAUGAACUGUGGACUGAAAAGCUUUAUAUCAGUGUUAUCCAUUUUUUAAUUUUAUACAGUUGUAUUAAUUAUUAGAUUUAUCUUUUUAUGAUCAAGAUGUUCUCACCUGAAACGUUAGCUGGAGAGGCACCAGCACCUCCUGACCCACUAGGGACAAGGGUGUUAGGAGAUGGAUGGAUGUGAAAUGUCUGUUUAAUUUGUUUAGUUUACUGUUUCAUGUAAAAGAGCAGGAACCUGAUCUAUAGUUUCAGUUUUAUUAAUGUCUCUGAUCAGAGGAUCAACACAAAGGAUUGUUUCAUUUUAUCUCAAUAAACUUUAACUUGAUUCCUCUGA